Molecule: messenger RNA, 661 nt
Organism: Hypomesus transpacificus
Lineage: Eukaryota; Metazoa; Chordata; Actinopteri; Osmeriformes; Osmeridae
Product: dolichyl-diphosphooligosaccharide--protein glycosyltransferase subunit STT3B-like
Exons: 2
Coding region: 240-653 (137 amino acids)
Biological process (GO): post-translational protein modification
Cellular component (GO): membrane
Molecular function (GO): dolichyl-diphosphooligosaccharide-protein glycotransferase activity
Source: RefSeq, a predicted model, not a curated record
UCCCUCCCUACCGGCAUUCAAUCCGAUUGAGUUUUGCAGAGCGUGAGUUUGCAUUGAGGAUGUAAUGGUGGUUAUCUACGCAAGCAACUGCAAAUAAAGGCCAUUAAUCGAUAGAAAAGGGGGGAGAGAAAAACGUACUAAAACCAAGGGACUUGUACGCGACGACGAACAAGGCAGAAAAGGGAGCGUGGCAGGAGGGCGCUCGAUUAGACCCGCUGAUUCCGCAAACCACGCAGAAUAUGGCGGAGCACCACUCAGCUACCGACGGAAAGCACAAAGCGUCCCCCAAUGCCGGGGGCUCGGUGCAGGGCAACAGCCGACCCAUAGCUGCGGGUGGAGGAGGGGGGAAAGUAGGCCUGUCUGGCGGUCUCACGCAGCCGGCAGGAUGGCAGUCUUUACUCUCGUUCACCAUUCUCUUUCUGGCCUGGUUAGCAGGAUUCAGCUCUAGACUUUUUGCAGUGAUCCGGUUUGAGAGCAUCAUCCACGAGUUCGAUCCAUGGUUCAACUACAGAUCCACGCAUCACCUCACCACCAACGGCUUCUACGAGUUCCUCAACUGGUUCGACGAGCGGUCGUGGUACCCCCUGGGGAGGAUUGUGGGUGGAACGGUACGUAGAGAACCACCGCUUGUUUUUUUCGUUUUGUUGUUUUAAGAUAUAUU